Messenger RNA from Dermacentor silvarum, 4894 nucleotides. RefSeq names its product membrane-associated tyrosine- and threonine-specific cdc2-inhibitory kinase. The transcript has 13 exons. The coding region runs from base 155 to 1684 and encodes 509 amino acids. Gene Ontology annotation, biological process: protein phosphorylation. Gene Ontology annotation, molecular function: protein kinase activity; ATP binding. The record is from RefSeq and is a predicted model, not a curated record. Lineage: Eukaryota; Metazoa; Arthropoda; Arachnida; Ixodida; Ixodidae.
UGCUUCGGUCUCUGCUUAUAUAAUCUAACGCGUGAGCACGGGGAGUCGGGGACCACGGGCUUGGUGACGAUUCUUGUCUCCUUUUCUUGGGCGCCUCCUGCGUAGCGUAGUAGUGCGGUGUUCCACGUCGUGACAGCUACAACGAGGAAAGAAAAUGACUGAAGCACCGCCGAGACCGGACCCCGUGUUUUUUGAAGGCUCGAGGCCACUGUUGACGAAAAAGGAUAGCCAAGCUCGGAGAAGACGCCAGCCACGGCCACCACGGGUGGUGCCAUCCGUGGGUAGUACCAGUUGGCGUUCAGACCUACCUCGGCAUGCUCAAGCAGUCAGCUUUAGUGGUUCUGAAUGGUCGUUUCACAGUUCACACUACAACGAACAUGCUCCUGUCUCCUACCUGCACCAGUGCUUCUACGUGGACCAGAAACUGGGGGAAGGCUCUUUUGGAGUGGUGUACAAGGUGCGGUGCCUGGAUGACGGCCGGUGGUAUGCGGUCAAGGUGGCCAAUCGUCAGUUUCGGGGCCAGCGCGACCGUCGGCGGCAGCUGGAGGAGGUGGCCAAGCACGAGCUGCUGCCGCCGCACCCGCACUGCGUGCGCUUCAUCAAAGCCUGGGAGGAGGACUACCGGUUGUACAUCCAGACGGAGCUGUGCGAGUGCAGCCUGGCUACCUACACCGAGAAGCACCACAACCUGUCCGAGCAGCUCGUCUGGGAGUUCCUUGUUGACCUAUCGCUGGGUGUGAAACACUUGCAUGACCAUGACCUGGCCCACCUGGACAUCAAGCCGGAAAACAUCUUCAUCUCCAAGAAUGGCUACUACAAGCUAGGUGACUUUGGCCUCGUCCUCGACCUCAAGCGGGACGACCCCUCAGACCCUCUGGAGGGCGACCCUUGCUACCUUGCACCGGAGCUGAUGGAGGGCCACUUCACCAAGGCAGCCGACAUCUUCAGUCUAGGUAUCACGGUACUCGAGCUGGCCUGUGACCUGGAGCUGCCCAGUCGAGGUGAAAACUGGCACGCUCUGCGAUCGGGAACCCUGCCUCAUCACCUUGCACAGUGUCUUUCACCGCAGCUGCACAGUGUGAUCCAGCAGAUGAUGCACCCCGAUCCACAGCAGCGCAUCACGGCUGACCAGCUGCUAGCCCUGCCAGACAUCCGCCAGGUCCGCCUUCGGCGAAAGCUUUAUGUGGCACGAAAGAGAGCGGUUAGCUGGGUGCAAGACAUGUUGCUGCUGACCUGGUUCUGGGUGCAGUCGUACCUUGUAGCCACCUGGAGGGUUCCACGCUCCUGCAUCAAGCCACUCUUUGCAUCCUCCCGUCCGAGUGUUGCUCAUCGAACGUCAAAUCUGGACACGGACUGCUUUUCCGACGAUGAAACGUUCGGAGAGUCUCUAAAUCACGACCUUGGGGAGCACCAAGACUCCCUUGGGGUGAACUUGAGCAGCUUUGAACGCAGCUUCUGUGAUGGUGGCCACUCACUUGAAAGGUCAACACCCAAGCCUCUUCGGCAUAGGUAUGACCAGCGGCUGCACAGCACACCCACGGCCUUGUUUUCCUCCCAGCGUUCGAGGUCCAACUCUACCCCUGCACCAGUGGCGUUCAACCUGAGUGUGGGCGAUGAAACAAUUGAGAACCCCUUCUCGGCAAAUGAAGAAGAGGAGCUUUCCAGUGCCGAGGACCCCUUAUGAAUGUGGCUGCACAAUGUCCUUUUCCGUCUUUCUCAUUACAAGCUAGUCAACCCAGUUUUGUAUUUUAGCAUUUUACAUAACGUAAUGGUGGAUCCAUUGUUAUAUAAGCAGCAUAUAUAAACUGUUUAUACGCAUUGUUUUUAAUAAAACUUACGUAUUUGAUAGUUUGUUGUUGCAGUUGCAUUGUGGGUCCGUAUGUUGCCACAAGAACAUGCAUUUUGCAUCGUACGUUUACAUGGUGUUAUUUCAAAGCUCGCUGUAUGCGGAAUAUUUACGUAUAAAGUGAGAAUGGUGCAGGUUUAUUUAAUGUGUUCGAUUUUAUUUUAAAAUGCCUGAUGCAUCGUUUUGUUCUGCUGGAGAAUUUCCUGCUCUAGGUGUUUAAUCGUGUUUUAAGCUUUGUUCAUUGUUUUACAUUUUACCUGUCUACACAGAUUAUUUUAAUUUAAUUAGACGCUCAUAAUAGCAAUAGCAUCAUUCUGUGAGAUAAACAUAAAGACAGCCACUGGCGUGUUCACAGGCAGAGAAGCAGCAGCUGCUCUGAAUGAAUAUUUCGUCUCCAGUACCCAGCUUCCCGACAAGGGGGAACCACAUCUAUAGUGAACAAAUUCAGUCUUACUCAGUGAUACUUACACCUGUCACACCUGCUGAAGUUGUGCAACUACUGUUUAAAGUAAAAAACAACGCCUCUGGUGGGUAUGAUGAUGUGAAACCAGUCCCAAUGAAAUAUAUUGUGGAUAUAAUUGCACCUGUCAUUGUUCACAUCAUAAACAGAAUGUUUGAAACAGCAUAUUUCCCGAUUGUUUAAAAAUAGCUCGUGUAUGUCCUAUUUACAAAGGUGGUGAUAAACAUUUAAUGACAAAUUUCCGGCCGAUAUCUGUCUUACCUGUUCUAUCAAAGGUGUUCAAGAGUGCCCUGAAUGUCAGACUACAAACAUUUUUCAGUAAAUAUAAUGUAAUCAGUAACAUGCAGUAUGGAUUCAAAAAAAAUAAAUCUUGCAAAGCAGCUCUUCUUAAUAACAAACAUAAAAUAAUAACAAAUAUUGAAAAUUGAUUGUAUACAUUAGGUUUAUUUGAAGACUUUAGGAAAGCCUUUGAUUCUGUAUGCCACAGUUUAAUAAUUAUCAAAUUGGAACAGUACGGUGUACAAGGUAUCGUCUUGGAACUUUUACGACAUUACUUAACCAAUCGCUAUCAAUAUGUCAGUAUAAAUAAUGAUGUUUCAUCUUACGCUGAAAUCAUAAGGGGUGUUCCACAAGGAUCAAUACUUGGACCUCUUUUGUUCAUAAUAUAUAUUAAUGAUCUGUGUGACAUCCCCGAGUCUCCUGAAUUAGUUAUGUAUACAGAUGAUACUAACAUAUUCUUUAAAGCUGCUACUAUAACAGUGCUCGAAUUGAAAGUUAACAAUUAUCUGAAUCAACUCUCUUGCUGGUUACAACAGAAUAAGCUACAAAUGAAUUCUUCCAAAACAAAAUAUAUGAUAUUUGCUCCUACUAAUAAACCACGUAACUGCAAUGUGGCUAUUCUAUUUUAAGAUAGGCUGAUAGAGCAGGUAAAAUGUCAAAAAUUUCUUGGAGAGUGGUUACAAGAGGAUUUGGCCUGGAACAUGCACAUCGACAAACUUGCUAUGGAACUAAGCAGGACUGUUGGUUGCUUAUACAGACUUAGUACUCUGGUUCCUCCAUGGUUGAAAAGUUCAUUGUACUACGCACUCUUUUAUUCUAGAUUAACCUAUUGCAUAUUAAUUUGGGGCACUACUUUGCAAAAAAAUUAUAAUUAAUUGAUAGUACUGCAAAAAAGUCUUACGUGCAUUUGAGGGAUAUCAUGGUCUUGUACAAAACUUUGGAACCACACCAUUUUUUAUAAAACAUUCUAUAUUAAAGGCAAACCAGGUGUAUUAUUACAAGUUGCUGCAAUACAAUAAACAAAACAAAUCACAGUGCAUCCUGAAUGUACCCACCAAUCCGGACAACAGCCUUCGACAACAUAACAUCAUAACACCAAAAAUAAGAACUAAUUACGGAAAACAACUAGUCAGUUACUGGGCACCUUCACUACUAAAUCGCCUACGUGAUUUUGAAGAUGAAAUUAUGGAAUGUUCGAACAAAUCAUACAAAACUUUUCUCAUUCUCAACAAUAUUGAGUUUGUCUGAUUAGAACCGCAGUAUAAAUUGUCAGUCUUUUGUUUCUUUUGUUUUAAGGUUGUAGUUGGUCUGAAACAAAAUGUAUCGUACUUUGAGUAUUCUAUUGGUUAUUCAUAUUUCUUGUAAGGCAUGUUCUGUUUCACGAAAAUAAUAUUGUCUCGCGACACUCCAGUUGAUUUUGGUAUGUCUCAGUGAUGUAUGUUGCUGCGUACGGCCUGCGUGCCAAAUUGUUGUGGGAGCAGAAGCCUUUGUCAGGCCACAUGGCCUUUAGCUUCUGCUUUCUUUCUGUUGUAAACAGGAGAAAAUAAAUUCAUUCAUUAAUACUUAAUAAACUAACAUUCAACAAGCGCUCAUGCUUAAAUAAGUUAUAGUGCUCCACAGUUCUUUUGUUGGUUUUUAAUGCUUGUUUUUGUUCAUUGGACAUGAGCAUUACCAAUGGUUGAGAAAUUGUUAUCAGUUUUAUUGUGGUUUUAUCUUCGUCCACGAUUCAUCAUUCUGCGGGAAUACUUUUUCUAAUUGUAUACUAUACCUGGCGUAAUAAAUAAUUGAGCAGCUCAUUGCUUUUGUUAUAGGGAAAAAGCUGGGCUACCUCAUUAUAAGGGUAAGAUGACCAGCUUGAUCUGGAAUUUCAAGUCCACACUUGAUUUCAUCUAAGACGUACUUGCCAACUCUGCCGAAUUUUUUUUGUAAAACUUGCCAAUGUGGUCUUCUACGAUUUCAUAAAUGUUGCAUCAAGUUUUACAAAAAAUGAGCUAUUGAAAGAUUGGGUAGCACAAUAUUUUAAAAAAUGCACACAAAAAAGAAAUUGUGGUGGUAUCAGCAUCACCACCCUCUUCAUGGCAUCCCAAGACACCAUAUACCACAAGAACAAUGUUGCUGAAAAGCUGACUGUGAUCUUAAGACUAUGUCCUGCUUGACAGUCUGUACUGUUGCUCGUGUGCCAAGUGUACAGUUAAAUAAUCGCUAAUAAAGUGCCUAUGUAUCCCACAAAAGAUUUGCUGUGAGCAUACAUACAAAAGCACGCUAUUCCCCUUCUUUCUCCCCCCUCCCCCCUUGUCCUGUCGGUAGGU